Messenger RNA from Diabrotica balteata, 514 nucleotides. Lineage: Eukaryota; Metazoa; Arthropoda; Insecta; Coleoptera; Chrysomelidae. The record is from the annotation of a GenBank genome assembly.
UAGUAAAAUAUUAUCAACAUUAAGCACAGCAUAAAAAACAUUUGUUUCUUAUUAGAUUAUGGGGGGCGACGGACACGGUCAUGGACAUGGUCACGGUGCCCCAUAUACAAUACCCGAUUACAAGAUAUAUAAGGUUAAAGAUGUACCCGAACUAUUGGCUACCGAAAGAGCCUUAGCUGCUCAUGGUUUAAAAGAUCCUUGGCUUCGCAAUGAAGUUUGGAGAUAUGAUCCCAAGGAAUUUGGAACACAUAGCAGCAGAUUAAAUACACUGGUUUUUAGAGGAUUUAAACUUGGAGUUGGAGCUUUUUUGCUCACAAUUGUUGGAACAGCUAUUUAUGAUAAAAUGAAUCCUAGUGAUCACGGCCACGGCCAUGGGCAUGGGCAUAAGUAAAUGUAUAUGAUAUUUUGUGAACGUAGGAUUUUUGUAAAUAGAAUAUAUAAUGUAACAAGAUAUUGGUGCUUUUUAUUUUAAAAUAUUUGUAUACAAUUAUUUAAAGUAGUUAUGAAGAAAUAA